AUAACAGAACGUAUCCAAACUUGUCAAAUAAAAUUUUUGUGGUUAUGUUGUAAUAAAACGCAAAAACCAAAUGAUAACAAAAACCUCAAAAUUAUUUACUCAAAUAACAAGAAUAGCAAAGAAUUCGAAAUCAACGCUUAUUAAUUCAACUCAAAUUCGUGCAAACACCAACAUAAAAAUGGUAAAAUAUUUAACACAAACUGAAGCGACGAAUAUAGAUAUUGAACUUUUUAAUGAAUACAAAUUCAGCGUUGAUCAAUUAAUGGAAUUGGCUGGUUUAAGUUGUGCGACGGCGAUAGCAAAGGUUUAUUCAACAAAUCAAUUUCAAAACUCACAAAUUUUGGUGUGUUGUGGUCCUGGGAAUAAUGGUGGAGAUGGUUUAGUUUGUGCGAGACAUUUAAAAUUGUUUGGAUACAACACGGUUGUUUAUUAUCCAAAGCGAACUGAUAAAGAUUUAUAUAAAAAUUUAACUCAUCAAUGCAUUUCAAUGAACAUCCCAGUAUUGGAUGAAUUACCAAAUAAAACACAAAUUAAUUCUUAUGGUUUAUUAAUUGAUGCUUUAUUUGGUUUUAGUUUUAAACCUCCGGUUAGACAGGAAUUCGUUGAGGUGAUUGAGUUGAUGAAAAAUGGGAAUAUUCCAAUCGCAAGCAUUGAUAUUCCAAGUGGUUGGCAUGUUGAAAACGGUGAACCCGAACAAGGAGGAAUUAAACCGGAACUUUUAAUUUCUUUAACAGCACCAAAAUUAUGUGCAAAAAGUUUUAAAGGGAAACAUUAUUUAGGUGGGAGAUUUGUUCCUUUUAAAUUACAAGAAAAAUAUGGUUUAAAUUUACCUGAAUAUCCAGGAACAGAAUCUUGUGUUCUUUUAGGAUAAUCUAACAAAUAUUUCAUAAAAACAAUAUUAUUUAAAUUACUCAAUUUAUGUAAAAGUGAGGUUAACUUCAUUUGACAAUU
This is a messenger RNA of Onthophagus taurus, 951 nucleotides long. It is a transcript of the gene Naxe, whose product is annotated as NAD(P)HX epimerase. The record is from RefSeq and is a predicted model, not a curated record. Gene Ontology annotation, molecular function: NAD(P)HX epimerase activity. Lineage: Eukaryota; Metazoa; Arthropoda; Insecta; Coleoptera; Scarabaeidae. Gene Ontology annotation, cellular component: mitochondrion.